AUGUCACUGCAAGUUCCCCGGGAACCGCUCCUCACCCUCCUCUUCCAGGUGUGGAAGAAGCACCCUACCAAAACCAUCAUCCGAGAUCUGGCCGACGGAUAUGAAACUACCGUGGAAGAGUUCUUGAACGAUGUACUGGUCACUCGGGAGCGGAUCCUCGAUUCGCUUGAGCCAGAGGUCCAAGCCCGCCUCAGGAGCGCGGAUACCGAUGUUUUCGUAGGGGUUCUAGUUGGUCCAGGCCAUGAAUUUGCCGUACUGGCCUUCGCCCUGUACAGUAUCGGUGCUGUCAUUGUUCCGCUGUGUAAGCUAUCUCCUUCAAAUUCCCCAUCUAGUGGUGUCAUUCUGACUACUUAUGUGAAUCCAUUAGCACCGGCACUCCACCCCGACGAAGGGAAAUACUUCUUAGGGCUAUGCAACGCGGUACUAAUAAUCACGGUGCCGACGACGAAGAGCAAAGCCGAGGCCAUCUCCGACCUCACCGGCAUUCCAGCCCUCAAUGUCAACGUGACAGACUCAGUUAGGCCGGACACUCUUGACUUCGCAUUGCAGCCGGAAGGAGAGCCCCUGAUCGACGCGGGCAAGGGCUUUGUGCUUCUCUACACGUCCGGAACUACCGGUACCCCCAAGGGGGUACUUCAUACGCGACGAGGAGCCGAAACAGCCUAUGUUACCAGCAUUGAAUUGUUCAGCUUGGGCCCAAGUGACACCUGGGCACAUUAUUCUCCGGUUCACUGGGCAGCUGGGUGGCUAUUCCUCUUUCAUACUAUUCUGGCUGGCGCCUGUCUUGAAUUUUGUAGCUCCGUGUUUAGUCCAGAUUGGCUGUUAGAACGGUGGGAAGAGAAGGCCGGGCCGGAGGAUGGCCUAACAGUUGUGUUCAUGGUUCCGUCGGGGCUUCAAGCCGUCGGUGCGAAGCUAGAGGCGAUUCGGAGGGAAGGCCCACCUGGGAGGUAUGACCGUAUUCUUCAGGGCCUGAGGGGAACGCGAGUGAUCGCCUCGGGGGGUGCGAGGGUGACGCCGGAAUUAAGGGAUGAGUGGAUGGAGCUGCGCGGCGGGAGGCCGUUGAUGGUGGCAUAUGGGAUGUCGGAGGUUUUGAUGUUCAUCGCUGCUGCUGACUGGGACUCGAAUGCGGUUCUCCCGGUGGACUGCUGUGGUCGGAUCUGUAGCCAUGUUGACAUGAAAAUCAACGAGGCCGGCGAGAUAUGCCUCAAAACUCCCCCCGUAUUCAAAAGGUAUAUAUCGGAAAAUCCAACGGUAAUGAACGAUGUUUUCGAUGCCGACGGAUACUGGAGAACCGGAGAUAUGGGUAAGCUGGAGGGGGACUUGGUCUACGUCUUUGGCCGGGCGUCUCAGGACAUUAUUCGAUUUUCCGGGUGGAAGGUCCUGGCACCGGAAGUCGAAAGCGAGCUGGCUAAACACCCACUUGUAUCAGAGGCGAUCGUCUUUGGCAUCCAGGAUACCUCUGCCGGCCAGCUCGUUGCUGCGCUCGUGGUCAUAGGUGGUGAUGAUUCCGACAAGACUAGCCUAGAUCUCCCAUCAGUACGCAGGUGGUUGGCACUCGAGAGACGGAUGAAUGCAUACAAGUUGCCAACGGUCCUACGAGUGGUUAGGAAGAAUCAAGCGCUGCCUAUGACGCUGUCGGGAAAAUUCAUCAAGCGAAAGAUCCGAGAUAUCUUCUUCAGUCAAGAAGAACUCGACAGCGGUCGGGUCCAGGUGCAUGGCCUUUCGACUCAGGAACCAGACAUCGGCAACCGGCCAUUUGACUGGGCAGGAAUUCAGGCCAAAUGA
Molecule: messenger RNA, 1785 nt
Organism: Aspergillus nomiae NRRL 13137
Lineage: Eukaryota; Fungi; Ascomycota; Eurotiomycetes; Eurotiales; Aspergillaceae
Product: class I adenylate-forming enzyme family protein
Exons: 4
Coding region: 1-1785 (594 amino acids)
Biological process (GO): fatty acid metabolic process
Molecular function (GO): medium-chain fatty acid-CoA ligase activity
Source: RefSeq, a predicted model, not a curated record